GUACAUCCAUGUAAUUACUGCCCUCUAGAGGCCAUUUUUGAAAAAGCAACGUGAUGACGUUUCACCUGAGACGCAGCUUACGCAGUUUGCAACAACCAUGCGCCAGUUUAAGCGUUGUUGUGGUCGUCUGUGUGAUAAGUUAGCGUUUUACCGAGUAGUUAAUGACAGUGAGGCGACUCUCUGCUAAAGUUUGAGUUUACAAAGUGACGGAGGAGGAGCGGAGGUCGGCGGUGAGUGUAGCGUCUGAGCGGACUCUCUUCCUCCUUCUGUCUAACGGCUGUGAGUGUGACGCGACAGGAGGACUGCCAUGUAGUUGAGGCAGAAGAAUGAGCAGUCAGCAGCCCACUCCAACAGAAGGGACAGACGACCACACGGUCCAGCAGGAAAAUGAGCUAGAAGCUCUCGCGUCCAUCUUUGGAGAUGAUUUCCAGGAUCUACGGAACAAGGAUCCAUGGAAGGUUAAAAGGCCUCCAGAGGUGCACCUCUGCCUGCGGCCCAACGGGCUGAACACUGGUGAGGAAUGCUACGUGACUGUGGACUUGCAGGUCAAAUGCCCACGUACAUACCCAGACGUGCCUCCGGAGCUGGAGCUAAAGAAUGCCAAAGGUCUAUCAAAUGAAAACCUCCAGCACCUUCAGAGUGAACUCACCAAGCUAGCAGCAAUACGAUGUGGGGAGGUGAUGAUAUACGAGCUGGCAGUCUAUAUCCAGGGCUUCCUGAGUGAGCACAACAAGCCUCCAUCACGCUCCUUCCAUGAGGAGAUGCUGAAGAACCAGCGGAGACAGCAGGAGAAACGAGCCCAGGAGGAGCAGCAGAGGAUGGACCAGCGGCGCAAGCAGGAGGAGGAGAUGGAAAAACAGAUUAUGGCUGAAAUUCAAAGAAGAGAGGAGGAGAAACGAGAGGAAAAGAGAAGAAAGGAGAUCGCCAAACAGGAGCGACUUGAGAGUAUGGGGCAGCCAGUCCCUGCUAACUCCUCCCUGUUAGGGAAGAGCCCACCCAGCCCGGGUGGAACUGCUUCUGAACUGAUAGAAGCCAAGAAAGCAGUCGGUAACCGUCGGCGGACUACCUCAAAUACACGCCACAGGCGUGAAACAGUUAAUGAAGACAACCAUCGCUUGCAAGAGCUUCUUCACUUCAACAGCAGCACUUUUGGAGAACUUGUUGUCCACAGAGGGAAACGCUUAGGUGUAAGCGAGAGGCUCGGCCGGAACGUUUAUUAUGGAUUUGAGGCACACUCAGGAGACUUUACUGUGAUCUAUGAGUGGUCGCUGCGCUGGAACAAGAAGAUGGGCAAGUUCUUCACCACCCAGGAGAAAGGAAAGAUUGAGAACUGCAAAAAGCAGAUCCACGGGGCAGAACAUGAGUUAAACUCCCUCCUGCGGCUGGAUCACCCAAACCUGGUGCACUACAUGGCGCUGAGCUCCACUGAGAAGGAGGACUGCCUCGCGGUUAACCUGCUGGUGGAGCAUGUGGCCGGCAUCAACUUGAACCAAAGCCUAAUCACCCACAGCCCGGUCCCUCUGGAUAAACUGUGCCAUUACACCUCUCAGCUGCUGGCUGCUCUCGACUACCUUCACUCCAACUCUGUGGUCCACAAACAGAUGGGGGCCUCCAGCGUGCUGGUGGACUCGGAGGGCAAUGUUCGAUUGACUGAUUACAGCUUAUCAAAGAGGUUCGCUGAUAUCUUCAAAGAAGACGUUUUUGAGCAAGCCCACGUGCGUUUCUCAGAGGACACAGCGAUGCCAACGAAAACGGGCAAAAAAGGGGAUGUGUGGAACUUGGGGCUGAUGCUGCUGGCUCUGAGUCAGGGGAAGGAGGUGAAGGAGUAUCCAGUGACAGUGCCAGCCAGCCUGCCUGCUGACUUCCAGGAUUUCCUCCACAAGUGUCUGUGCCUGAAUGAUGCUGAACGCUGGACAACCCAGCAGCUUUUGGACCACUCUUUCCUCAAGCCUCCAUCACCUAAAAACCUGCCACAGUACCAUGAUGCCAGCCCAGAAGAUCUCGCAGUGGACUUUCCAUCACCAGUCAUCCCACAGAGCCACAUCCUCAAUGCUCCAUUCAGCACCGGGGUGCAGAGGCAGUUUUCUCGCUACUUCAAUGAGUUUGAGGAACUCCAGCUUCUUGGAAAGGGAGCCUUUGGUGCUGUAAUUAAGGUUCAGAAUAAACUAGACGGUUGCUACUACGCCGUGAAGCGCAUCCAGGUCAACCCAGCCAGUAAACAGUUCAGACGGAUCAAAGGCGAGGUGACACUGCUCUCACGCCUUAACCAUGAGAAUAUCGUCCGCUACUACAAUGCGUGGAUCGAGCGGCAUGAGACGUCCUCGGCAGGGGUGCUGAGCAACACUGACAGCUCUGAGCCUUGGAGCUCCGCCGACAAGCCUCCUCAGUGCAAAGAGCCUCUGCAGCGCCUCAAUGAGCUGGGCCUCCCUGAUGACGUGGAGGACAUUGCACCGCCUCCGGCCCUGUCAAGCUCGGUGGAGUGGUCCACCUCCAUCGAGAGAUCCUCCAGCACCAAACUCAGCAGACACCAGUCAAGUGAUGAGGAGGACGACGAUGAUGAUGACGACGAAGAAGAUGUGUUUGGUGCUUCUUUUUUGCCAUCCGAUAGUGACUCAAGAAGUGACAUCAUCUUUGACAAUGGUGAUGAAAGCACAGACGAGAUCUCACUGGUUGAGCCAAACAAAAGGCCAGUGAUCAACACAACGGAGAGCACAGACUCAGACCAACCUCUCCUUAUAGCACAUCGCUUGUACAUACAAAUGGAAUACUGUGAAAAGAGCACUUUAAGGGACACAAUAGAUCAAGGCCUGCACCAGGACCAGAAUCGGUUAUGGAGACUCUUCAGGGAAAUACUGGAUGGCCUUGCUUACAUUCACCAGCAGGGCAUGAUUCACAGGGACUUGAAGCCUGUCAACAUCUUCCUUGACUCGCAGGACCACGUGAAGAUUGGAGACUUUGGCUUGGCUACAGACCAUCCCGCUAAUGUGGCUGCAGGUAAAUAUGAAGUGGAGGAGAGCAGCUCAGCAGUGAUGACCAAACCAGACCCAACAGGUAACAUGACCGGCAUGGUUGGUACUGCCCUCUACGUCAGUCCAGAGGUUCAAGGAAACACCAAAGCCACCUACAACCAAAAAGUGGACCUGUUUAGCCUGGGUAUCAUCCUUUUUGAGAUGUCCUACCGGCCCAUGACCACGGGGGCCGAGCGCAUCUCUGUCCUGAGCCAGUUACGUGUGGAGCCCAUCAUGUUCCCUGAGGACUUUACUGCAUAUGAGCAAGGAACACAGAGGAAAGUGAUUGAGUGGCUGUUGAACCACGACCCGGCACUGCGGCCCACUACGCAGGAGCUGCUGAAGAGCGAACUGCUUCCUCCACCACAGAUGGAGGAGUCAGAGCUGCAUGAGGUGCUGCAGCACACCAUGGCCAAUAUCAACGGCAAGGCAUACCGCACCAUGGUGGGCCAGCUAUUCGCCCAGAACACCUCUCCGGUCAUGGAUUACACCUAUGACAUAGACCUGCACAAGGGCAGCUUCAGCUUCAACACUACCAAAUUGCAGCAGUAUGUGCAUGAAACAAUCACCAGGAUCUUCAAGAAGCAUGGUGCGGUGCGUCUCCAGACACCGCUGCUCCUCCCCAGAAACAGGAAGUUGUAUGAUGGCAGCGAGCUGGCCUGCUUCAUGGACCACAGCGGAAUGCUGGUUACUCUGCCCUAUGACCUUCGCAUGGCCUUUGCAAGAUUCAUCGCUCGCAAUAAUAUAACACAUCUGAAGAGGUAUAGCAUCGAACGCGUAUUCCGGCCCAGGAAGCUGGAUCGCGCGCACCCAAGGGAGCUUCUGGAGUGUGCCUUUGACAUCAUCACACCUGUCACUAACAGCCUGCUUCCUGAUGCCGAGACCAUUUACACCAUCUCUGAAAUAGUCCAGGAAUUCCCUGUUCUUCAGGAAAGGAACUAUAACAUUUACCUGAACCACACCAGCUUGUUGAAGGCCAUCCUGCUCCACAGCGGAGUCCCUGAGGACAAACUGAGCCAGGCCUCCAACAUACUGUGUGACGCCAUGAGCGAAAAGCUGACCAAACGUGAGGUGGAGGCAAAGUUCUGCAACUUUUCACUGUCAACCAACACUUUGCAGACGCUGUACAAGUACAUAGAACAGAAGGGGGAUCUGGAGGACCUGGCACCCCUGCUGACAUCACUCACCAAACAGAAGACCGCCGUCACCCAGCUGGCCAAGCAGGGCCUCAAGGACCUGGAGGAGCUCACAGUGCUGCUGCGUAGACUGGGAGUUAAACUGCAGGUGGUGGUUAAUUUAGGCUUAGUCUACAAGGUGCAACAUCACUCUGGGGUCAUCUUCCAGUUUGUGGCUUUCAUCAGGAAACGCAAGCGGACUGUUCCGGAUAUAUUGGCCGCUGGAGGACGCUAUGACCACUUGAUCCUGGAGUUUCGAGGGCCAGCUUCCACAGUGCCGGUGCCCUCUGCAGUGGGGGCCAGUGUGGCCCUGGACAAAGUCUGUGCUGCCAUAGCCAACAUGGAGGAGCCACCAUCAGUGAGCUCUUGCGAUGUGCUGGUGGUCCCAGUGGGACAUUCUUCAAUGUCCAGAGCCAUCAAUGUUGUCCAGAAGCUGUGGAGCACCGGCGUCUCUGCAGACAUCGCCUAUGACGUCUCACAGGCCCUCUGGCCAGCAUCCUCAAGCCCCAACAGUGAAACAUGGGGAAAUCAUCAAGCCAGUGCAACAAGAAAUCUAGCGUCUCAGGAGACGUUGUUGGAGCACUGCAGGCUCGCCGGCAUCAACUGCAUUGCGCUGGUCUCUGACAAGGAGGGAAACUAUGUGAAGGUCAAAUCCUUUGAGAAGGACAGACAGUCUGAGAAGCGGAUUCCUGAGUUGGACUUGGUGGACCACAUCAUUCAGAAAUGUCGGACCAAAUUCUUUGAUGAAAGAAACAUCAAAGAAAUCUCUGAAUGCAUGUCUCUUCAGAACCCUAAAGGAUUACUGCUCAACACCACAGGUUCUUCAGAACAGCAUGGGAGCAGCGGCGUCAUGAACAUGAAUGUGAACGUCAUCAGCCCGGAAAAAGUUUCCAGCAGUGCUAGACGACGCUAUGAGACUCAGAUCCAAACCAGAUUACAGAAUCUUGGUAGCAAUUUGCAGAACAAGAGCAAUGACAUUGAGGUUCUGGCAGUAGACCUGCAGAAGGAAACGCUGGUCAACUUCCUGUCUCUGGAGUUUGAUAGCGAAGAGCUGUUCAACAGCAGCGUGAAGACUCUGCUGUCUCGUCUCCCCAAGCAGCGCUACCUAAAAUCCAUCUGCGAUGAGAUCCACCAUUUCAAAAUUACGAAAAGGGUGGCUGUGGUGGUCUUGUACAGCUACAAGGAUGACUACUACAAGAUCCUUCUCUGAAAACCAAGGGGUUCCACUGGCCUGGGAGAAGUCCCCAUUUGCUUGAGGCUCAGGCUCCCAGAGACUAUUUUCAUCCUGGGACCUACAGAAUCAGCUUGAAGAUCGACAGAUUCAUAUCUUUUCCGUUUGGAAAGCCAGAGCUGUGAAUAAGUUGUUUUUUGUUGUUUUUUUGUUUUUUUUUAAACCAUGUUGAAUGGUAAUUCAGCUAUUUGAUCCAAAAUCCAUAUCUUUCCCAAAACCUUCCAGUGUUUUUGUAGUCUCUCAGACAAUCGUGGACAAGAGGUUCACUGGACUUUAUUGCCUUAAUAGAACUAUAGAAGUUGAAAGAGAGAGGGCUUUUUACUUAAGAUUAGGUGUCAUGAAUGCAACAAUUUUGCAUUUCUAAUUAUGAACGGGAUGGAUGUAGGAAUAAAUCGCUUUUUUUCCCACA
This is a messenger RNA of Siniperca chuatsi (mandarin fish), 5823 nucleotides long. RefSeq names its product eukaryotic translation initiation factor 2 alpha kinase 4 (gene eif2ak4). Gene Ontology annotation, molecular function: protein binding; ATP binding; eukaryotic translation initiation factor 2alpha kinase activity. Gene Ontology annotation, cellular component: cytosol. The record is from RefSeq and is a predicted model, not a curated record. The transcript has 40 exons. Bases 327 to 5393 code for a protein of 1688 amino acids. NCBI's taxonomy places the organism in Eukaryota, Metazoa, Chordata, Actinopteri, Centrarchiformes, Sinipercidae. Gene Ontology annotation, biological process: regulation of translational initiation by eIF2 alpha phosphorylation; DNA damage checkpoint signaling.